GUGUGGCACUGCGGCUCCUGGGGCUGUUGAAGGAGCAUGCCGGGCCGUGCCCUCCAGCAGCGCAGGGCACCGUGCUCCCGAGGCCGCAGCUCCCCGGGAUAGCUGCCAUGGAGAUGCCCAUGGAGAAGGGCCAGCUCGGCCCUCAGCCGUCCAAGAGACACCUGCUGAAGGAUGAGGCUGGAGGGACAGGCGGGGAUGGGGCCGGCACCGGCCCGAGGCAGCCGUCUCCAUCCCACACCUCCCGCGUCUCUUUCUCCUCUCGCCUCCAGCAGAGCUCCAGGAGCCGUCCCAGCUCGGCCAGGCUGCUGCGGGGACAGCGCUCCGCCGUGCCCAGCCCCGCGCCGCUGCCGCCGCCGGCCAACACCGCGGCCCGCGGGCAGUGCCGGCGCCUCAGGAGCUGCGUGGCUUGCUCGGGCAAGGUCACGCCGGACAACUUCUCGACAGUGCCCUCCACACCUUCCACGCCUGCCUCGACUGAGACAGAACCGCCUUUGGUCCACCAGCUCACCCAGACAGAGCCCGAGACAUCAGAGCAGCCGUGUGCUCCUGAACGCGUGGAUCGAGACAUCCAGACCGAGAGCCCGGGCCGUGAGCGGCGGAUUUCCCACGUCCGGCUGUUCAUGGACCGGGAGACGCAGACACAGUCCCCGGCGAUGCUCCCCAGCGCGGCCUCGGCCGCCCGCGAGGAGCCCCCGCGCCCCCGGCAGCGGCACUCCCUGUUCCGCAGGCUGCUCCGGGCGUGCCGCUGCUCCUGCACCGGGGCACAGCCCGAGCAGCUCGGGGCCAGCCCCGGCCCCAAAACGCCACAGCAUCCCCAGGGAGCGGCACAGGGACACACGGCGGGGAUCAGGGUUUUGAUGGUGAUCCAGGAAUCCACCGAGGGCACCCAGUGGUCUCCGUACUCCUCGUGGCCGUGGCUUGUUGAGACCAGUCUGUGAUUUUUCCGCGGACCCCAAAUAAAGAAUUCCUCAGCUAAUGGUA
Vidua chalybeata is the source of this 981-nucleotide messenger RNA. Its product is annotated as serine/arginine repetitive matrix protein 1-like. The transcript has 2 exons. NCBI's taxonomy places the organism in Eukaryota, Metazoa, Chordata, Aves, Passeriformes, Viduidae. The record is from RefSeq and is a predicted model, not a curated record. The coding region runs from base 108 to 938 and encodes 276 amino acids.